Pterocles gutturalis (yellow-throated sandgrouse) is the source of this 2425-nucleotide messenger RNA. It is a transcript of the gene GRIA3, whose product is annotated as glutamate receptor, ionotropic, AMPA 3. The transcript is spliced from 13 exons. NCBI's taxonomy places the organism in Eukaryota, Metazoa, Chordata, Aves, Pterocliformes, Pteroclidae. Gene Ontology annotation, molecular function: transmitter-gated monoatomic ion channel activity involved in regulation of postsynaptic membrane potential; AMPA glutamate receptor activity. Gene Ontology annotation, cellular component: dendritic spine; postsynaptic membrane; AMPA glutamate receptor complex. Gene Ontology annotation, biological process: modulation of chemical synaptic transmission; synaptic transmission, glutamatergic; monoatomic ion transport. The annotation marks the transcript as partial. The record is from RefSeq and is a predicted model, not a curated record.
GAUUUUCCAUUCUUCAAGCGAUUAUGGAAGCUGCAGUACAGAACAACUGGCAAGUGACAGCCAGAUCUGUAGGAAACAUAAAGGAUGUUCAAGAGUUCAGAAGAAUUAUAGAGGAGAUGGACAGGCGGCAAGAAAAAAGAUACUUAAUUGACUGCGAAGUAGACAGAAUCAACACCAUUUUGGAACAGGUUGUAAUCCUUGGCAAACAUUCUAGAGGCUAUCACUACAUGUUAGCUAACCUGGGCUUCACAGACAUUGUUCUGGAGAGAGUAAUGCAUGGAGGUGCCAACAUUACUGGAUUCCAGAUUGUUAAUAAUGAAAACCCAAUGGUUCAACAGUUUCUACAACGCUGGGUGAGGCUUGAUGAAAGGGAAUUCCCUGAAGCCAAAAACUCACCAUUAAAGUAUACAUCUGCACUGACCCACGAUGCAGUCCUAGUCAUAGCAGAGGCUUUCCGUUACCUCCGAAGACAGCGUGUGGAUGUCUCCAGGCGAGGCAGUGCUGGAGACUGCCUGGCUAACCCUGCAGUACCAUGGAGCCAAGGAAUUGAUAUAGAAAGAGCGCUGAAAAUGGUGCAAGUUCAAGGAAUGACAGGGAACAUCCAGUUUGACACCUAUGGGCGGAGAACAAAUUAUACAAUUGAUGUGUAUGAAAUGAAAGCUGCUGGGUCACGGAAGGCUGGUUAUUGGAACGAAUAUGAAAGAUUUGUGCCAGCAUUAGAUCAGCUGCCCUCUAAUGACACUUCAUCUGUGGAGAACAGAACUAUAGUAGUCACUACCAUCUUGGAAUCACCGUAUGUAAUGUAUAAGAAAAACCAUGAACAACUAGAAGGGAAUGAGAGAUAUGAAGGAUAUUGUGUAGACUUAGCUUCUGAAAUAGCAAAACAUGUUGGAAUAAAAUACAAACUGUCAAUUGUUGGAGAUGGGAAAUAUGGAGCUAGGGACCCAGAGACUAAGAUAUGGAAUGGCAUGGUGGGUGAACUGGUCUAUGGGAGAGCAGAUAUAGCUGUUGCCCCUCUCACCAUAACAUUGGUGCGAGAAGAAGUCAUAGACUUUUCCAAACCCUUUAUGAGCCUGGGCAUCUCCAUCAUGAUCAAGAAACCUCAGAAAUCUAAACCGGGUGUAUUCUCUUUCCUGGAUCCUUUGGCUUAUGAAAUUUGGAUGUGUAUAGUCUUUGCUUACAUUGGCGUCAGCGUGGUUCUUUUCCUAGUCAGCAGAUUCAGUCCUUAUGAAUGGCACUUGGAAGACGGCAGUGAAGAACCACGUGACCCUCAGAAUCCUCCUGACCCUCCAAAUGAGUUUGGAAUAUUUAACAGCCUUUGGUUUUCCCUGGGUGCCUUUAUGCAGCAAGGAUGCGAUAUUUCUCCAAGAUCUCUCUCAGGGCGAAUUGUUGGAGGAGUCUGGUGGUUCUUCACUCUCAUCAUUAUCUCUUCCUACACUGCUAAUCUUGCUGCCUUCCUUACGGUGGAGAGGAUGGUUUCUCCCAUAGAGAGUGCAGAGGACCUGGCGAAACAAACCGAAAUAGCCUAUGGCACUUUGGAUUCAGGCUCAACCAAAGAAUUCUUUAGAAGGUCAAAAAUAGCCGUCUACGAGAAAAUGUGGUCUUACAUGAAGUCGGCCGAACCAUCGGUGUUCACCAAAACGACGGCGGACGGGGUGGCGAGGGUGCGGAAGUCGAAGGGGAAGUUUGCCUUCCUGCUGGAAUCGACGAUGAACGAGUACAUCGAGCAGCGCAAGCCUUGCGACACCAUGAAAGUCGGCGGCAACCUGGAUUCCAAGGGCUAUGGUGUAGCAACCCCCAAAGGCUCAGCAUUAAGAACUCCUGUAAACCUUGCAGUAUUGAAACUCAGUGAACAAGGCAUCUUAGACAAGCUGAAAAACAAAUGGUGGUACGAUAAGGGUGAAUGUGGAGCCAAGGACUCCGGAAGUAAGGACAAGACGAGCGCUCUGAGCCUGAGCAAUGUCGCCGGGGUUUUCUACAUCCUGGUGGGAGGCCUGGGGCUGGCCAUGAUGGUGGCGUUGAUCGAGUUCUGCUACAAGUCUCGGGCCGAGUCCAAGCGAAUGAAACUCACCAAGAACACGCAGAACUUCAAACCUGCUCCCGCCACCAACACCCAGAAUUACGCUACGUACCGAGAAGGCUACAAUGUGUACGGCACAGAAAGUGUGAAAAUCUAGGGAUCCUCACCCUGACAGCAUGCAAGAGGAGAAGCAGCAGAGAAAGUGGCUACUUCAUGGAUUCGGACCACCUGAGCCAGUCGCACUCUCUCCGAGGUGUCAGGCAUGACACGCACUGACGAUGGUGCAAUGUACUUUUAAUAGGAAAAACUGAUAUUUUUUCCUUCAGUGCCUUAUGGAAGACUCUGAGACUCACAACAAUGCAAACCAUCACUGAAAUAUUCUUGCUUUGCUUGAAAGAAGAAAAA